Prorocentrum cordatum is the source of this 330-nucleotide messenger RNA. NCBI's taxonomy places the organism in Eukaryota, Dinophyceae, Prorocentrales, Prorocentraceae. The record is from the annotation of a GenBank genome assembly.
AUGGCUGGUGCGCGUGGUGCUAGAGGAGCGAUGGCUGGCGUGGAUGGGGCCGCGCUCGUGGCGGCCUCUGUUCGUGCGGUGGUGGAGGCCAAGGCGCCGCGGCGCACGGUGGCCGCGGUGGCGCUGGCCGCACUGUCUGUAGCUUUGCGUGCUGCGGAGCCGCGGCUGGAGCCGCCUGCGGGCGCUGGUGGUGCGGAGGCUGGCCGAGAAGUUCGUGGUCGAGAUUCUGGGGCCGCGGCGGAGGCGAAGGGCGGAACGGCGCAGGCGUCGCCGCCAGCGCCUGCCGGAGGCGCGUCGGGCUCGGCGUGCGGAGGCUGGGGCUGCAGGUGA